Messenger RNA from Geodia barretti, 207 nucleotides. Lineage: Eukaryota; Metazoa; Porifera; Demospongiae; Tetractinellida; Geodiidae. The record is from the annotation of a GenBank genome assembly.
AUGAUUCACGGUUCCAAGCAGAAUCACUCGGACAAGCCGCGCCCGGUGUUCAUUAACCGUUACCGGCGGGUGGACGAUUACGUUGUUAUUGGUGGGACCACCACCGCAAAUCGCGCAGAAGCGGAGAAACGUGCUGCCGAAGCGAAGAAAACGAAUGAACAGCGUGGGUUGAUGAUUCGCGGCUUCCGUCCCUACACCGAAGGGUAA